AUGAUGGAAGGUUUUACAACAUCUCCAAGUGAUGUUGACACAUUGGUUGCUGUGGCUCUCAGCUGGCAAUGGUUUACCAUCAUUCAACUCGUCUUAGCACUCUUCGGUAUCCUUGGUAACAGUCUAGUCAUCAUUGUGUACGUUAAGAAACUCCGUAAUCGAAGCAACUCCAACAAACUCAUCGUGAUGUUAGCCGUUGCUGAUCUCAUCACAUCCGUCGCUAUAAUCCCCAUACCGUCUCUAACCUACGUACCCAACUCAGCAGUUGGUAGAGUCUAUUGCAUCUUUACAUAUUCUGCCGUCAUAAUGUGGAUUUCUAUCGUGGCUUCAAUCUUCACUCUCACCUUAUUGUCACUCGAGCGAUACUUCGCUAUUGUACGUCCCAUCAAACACAGAACAGUCUUUAGCACCCACCGAACGAAGUACUACAUUACAGCUAUCUGGAUCUCCGCACUUGGUGUUAACUCCAUACACUUUCACAUCACACGAGUCGAUGACACGAUGAACAAGUGCGUGCUCAUUUGGCCCAGUCCUGCCUUACAGGUCUUCCACGGGGUGUGUAUUUUCCUGGUGGAGUUUGCCGUCCCGGUUACUGUGAUGGUGGUAUCCCAUUACUGCGCCAUUAGAAAGUUACAAGAGCAGGCCACUGUACUUCUUAAGAGGAACGAAUCGACUUCAUCCCCUGCCUUCUCCUUGCUGCGAUGCCGUGCUUACGUCAUCCGAAUGGUCCUCAUGGUCGUCAUAAUAUUCAUCAUCUGCUGGUCUCCCGAUCAAGUCGCUUAUUUCCUACUCAACCUAAACGCCCUACCGACUGGCUACUUUGGGAGUAAAGUGUACCGCUUGUUUGCAGUCCUAGCCUUCAUAAACUCUUGCGUAAAUCCUUUGAUUUAUAUUUGUUUGAACAAGAACUUUAGAGUUGCUCUAAUGCAGCUGGUGCCCUGCAAGUGGAAGAUUGGGCUGGCAACGGGGAGUGAGUUAGAUACCUUAUCAAGACGUCUUGGUUCUGUACGUGAAACGAAAGUGAACCAACCAACCGUCCAUUUCUGUUAA
Messenger RNA from Asterias rubens (European starfish), 1050 nucleotides. RefSeq names its product allatostatin-A receptor-like. Bases 1 to 1050 code for a protein of 349 amino acids. Gene Ontology annotation, molecular function: neuropeptide Y receptor activity. The record is from RefSeq and is a predicted model, not a curated record. Gene Ontology annotation, biological process: G protein-coupled receptor signaling pathway. The transcript has a single exon. Lineage: Eukaryota; Metazoa; Echinodermata; Asteroidea; Forcipulatida; Asteriidae. Gene Ontology annotation, cellular component: membrane.